AUGGAUUUAAUGGCGUGGACGGACAUGGAAACUUUUCAACGAAUGCCGAGAACUGUCCAAGAGAAACGAAACAAAAAAGCAAAGGAAAUAGGACACGCUUAUCUUAGUUCAAGAUACUUCUUUGGUCCAGACAGUCCAGCUACAAAGCAAGCUCAGAGCGUGAUAUUAUCAAUGAACGGUGCUCAUCGAAUCAAAGAACGUCCAUCAUCGUCCGUCAUUGUAGAAUGUCAGAAAUACGUACGAUGUCGUAUAGAACGACUGUGGUUAGUGAUGUAUAAGAAAAGCAAUGAGUACAAAGAAAGACAGAAUCCUAAACCAAAAAUAUCUGAUGUUGUUGAAGAUAUGAUGCUUAGGCGAAGAUUGCAGAAAAGUGAAGCUACAUGGAGGAUUCUCAACAGUCGUUGGGUCUCCUCAUCACGUGAUAUAGUCGCAUUACGUCAGACGUUGAACAAUCCAGAGUUAUGUAUAGCGUUCAGGAAGUUUGUGGCGUUAAAAGGGGAGACUUACGAGAAUGAUAUUUUAUUUUGGAUCGAGAUACAGAAAUAUAAAGAUUUGUGUCAUCGUCACGCAUCUGAAGAUUGCGUCAAAAAAAAAGUUCAAGCAAUCACAGACUGCUUCAUUACGUCAUCCAUUCCACCAGAGUUGCAGGUUGACGUACCCAUUGAAAUGGCAGAAAAAUUAAUGGAGAGGAUCACGUGUAGAAACCCAAAUAUCGGGCCUUAUUUAUUCAGGGAAGUUCAGAUUACCGUUUUUCGCGUUCUCUUCAAUAUGUGGAAGGAAUACAUUAGUUUUCGUAAUUCUAUGGACGGCGACAACUUACUGGAAAUUUUAGAAGAACGACUGCAACGUCAUCGGGUGGAGACGAAGGCAAAGAGAGAUGCGCAGGAACGAAAGAAAAUAGCAAAAAUGGAAGCGGACAAGAAGAAAAAAGAAAAAGAAGAAAAAGAAAAACGAGAAUUGAGAUCAAUGGAUCAACUGGUGAAUUUAAUGGCUGACAAUAAUUCAACACAAUGGGAAGGCGACGAAAACGAUGUCUUGAUAUGGAAGUAUUCGCAACACAUUACGUCAGUUAUGGUAGAACUGACCAAUGAAAGGAGCGUUGCCACAAAAUCAACCAAUCAGAUUGCGCGCAGACUAAUAAGCGAAAAACCGACAUUGAAACAAUCGAAUGCAAGUGCAUCGUAUACUUCACUUGCCAGGACAACGAACCAUUCAGAACGAAACGUGAAAAGACAAGAAAAUAUCUCGAACGAUGAUACGAGGCUACCUCAAGGAAGAAAAAGUAAACUUUCAAAGAACAGAGACAAAGAAAAAUCAAAACAAAUAUUCACCAAUAACGAGUUGCUGUUGCUGCCUAAUGUACCUACGGAAAAUGGUGUAUCCAGGAGAUUAGACCCUGGGAAUAAAGGACGUCAAAGUUCGAAAAAAGACGACACGGAUUCCGUUGAAAACAUGAGGUUUAAAGUUCAAGAAACAAGAGAGAUGUCACGUGAUGGGGAACUGAGAACUAAACUGCUGCAGAAAAAACUCAACAACAACAAACGACUUGGGUCACCUGUACCACUGACGUCACAGUUGCUAGAGGAUUUUACAAAUUCACCACAAGGUUCACCUCUAGAUAGAACUGUAUCAUUGGUGGAAAUUAACGGACCACAAGACAUCGCUUUAACUAAACUGGAUGAUGGCAAGGUUAAAGUAAUGCCAAAAAUUAUAACAAAGCAAACCACAUUUAAGCAGUUUAGAAAGAGAGCUUUAAAACCUGAAGUUCUCAAAACAGAUGUCUCCAUUCCCGAUGUCAUAGUCAAUUGAGAUUUUAAAAUAUGUGUGAAACCUCUUCCACAGCCCAAAAUAUUCAAAUUUCUUUUUGGGGAUGACUUUAGAAUUGUGAUAUCAACAUAUUUAUACCUUCAAAACUUCUUCAUAAACUAUGAACAAGACUAGAUCUUUCUUUAGACAAAAUUUGGCCCUUUAUAUAAAAAGCAUAUUCUGUUUUUCCAACAAAUCUUUAUUACAUCACACUUAUAGAAAUUCAUCAAUAAACAUUGAGUAGUUCUCAAGAGAAA
This is a messenger RNA of Xenia sp. Carnegie-2017, 2063 nucleotides long. RefSeq names its product regulator of G-protein signaling 22-like. The coding region runs from base 1 to 1809 and encodes 602 amino acids. Gene Ontology annotation, molecular function: G-protein alpha-subunit binding. NCBI's taxonomy places the organism in Eukaryota, Metazoa, Cnidaria, Anthozoa, Malacalcyonacea, Xeniidae. The record is from RefSeq and is a predicted model, not a curated record. The transcript has 7 exons. Gene Ontology annotation, biological process: regulation of signal transduction.